Messenger RNA from Carya illinoinensis, 1807 nucleotides. RefSeq lists its product as uncharacterized. The record is from RefSeq and is a predicted model, not a curated record. Lineage: Eukaryota; Viridiplantae; Streptophyta; Magnoliopsida; Fagales; Juglandaceae. The coding region runs from base 382 to 1308 and encodes 308 amino acids. The transcript has 2 exons.
AUUGUUAAAAAAACAAGUCACCGACUCACCGACAUCUCCUGCCAGAACCCAAAGCCACCCCACAGGCCCUUACUCUCGACUUCCUCACACAAAUCAUACCGAUUUUCCCCUCCUUUAACACCCCUUGACGCAUUCACUACCCCGGCCCGACCAUACCUUCCCAUGUGAACUGCUCUCCAUGAUCAUCACCGCGAACCCACAUGUUCAGAGCCACAUCUAGCUCUGUUUUGUGUUCCUGGAAGUUGUUGAGUUUGUAAAGAAUAAAUUGAUGAAAAUAGAUUGGAUCAUUUGAAAAAAGACGGAUCCGAAGAGACCCAUUUGCAAAAAUUGGAGUUCGGAUCCUCUGAUAACGUCACUGUGCAUAAUUCCCAGUUUCGUUCAAUGAAUGCCUUAGACAUCUUAAGAGAAUCAGUUAAGAUUCUCCGCUACAAUCUGUCGGGGUUUAUGAUGAUUACUGCAUUGCUCAUUUGCCCCGUAGCUGCCGUUUUUCUACCCAAUGUGUUAGCAAAUCAUUCGAUUGUGAAGAGACUGAUUAUUGAGCUUUUGUUGGUGGCCAAGUCCAGUGGACUGCCUCUCACGCCUCUUGUGAAACAGUCAUGCCAGCAUUUCGCCGAGAUGGUUGUUUCAUCAGCAAUGCGCUUCCCCUUGUACAUCACGAUGUCGUUGUUAUCAAAAGCUGCAGUGGUUUAUUUGGUAGAUUGUAGUUAUUCGAGGAAAAAGUUCUCUGUGUCUAAAUUUUACAUGAUCAUUGCCAAGAUUUGGACGCGGCUAGUUUCGACCUAUGCGUGGGUCUGCAUUUUGGUCGUUAGCUGUGUCACAUUGUUCUGUGUUAUACUUGUUGCCCUGUGCAAUGCAUUUGCUGUAAUUGGGUUGUCUCCGGAUAUGAUAGUCUAUGCUGCAGUAAUGGCAGGGCUAGUUUUCUCGGUCAUUUUUGCCAAUGCAAUCAUUAUUUGCAACAUUGCUAUUGUAAUUUCAGUAUUGGAGGAUGUUUCAGGACAUCAUGCAAUGCUGCGGUCCAGUGUGUUGAUUAAGGGCCAGACUCAAGUGGGUCUUCUGAUAUUUCUAGGAUCCACUAUUGGGAUGGCUUUUAUUGAGGGUUUGUUUGAGCAUAGAGUGAAGACACUGAGCUAUGGAGAUGGGUCUUCAAGGAUAUGGGAAGGGCCUCUUUUGGUGGUCAUGUAUUCGUUUGUGUUGCUAAUUGAUUCUAUGAUGAGUGCGGUUUUCUACUUCAGUUGUAUAUCUUCCAAUGUAGAAGCUGACACACUAGAAACAAUGGCUAUUUCUGCUGAAAGGAUGGGCAUUGAAUGAUAUUACCUUGUAAAUAUGAUAUAUCAGUUAAGAGUUUUAUUUUGAAUGUCAUGAAAAUUGGAGCACCCAGAGAUAAUUGUGAUCUUGAUGGCUGAUGCCAUGCACUUUAUCACCGUUAAUGAGGAUCAGUAUGAUGGCAUGGAAGUGUAUCUUCACAAGCAAAUUUGUAGCAGGUGGUAGCCACAAAUGGCUCAUGAUUCUUGGAUGGAUAUUUGACUUGAGUACAUAAAGUUGCUUCCUGCUGAUCACAAGGAUGGGGAUUGAACGAAGGUCGAAGGUACCAAAGGCUCUGUAUUGCUACAUCGUUGGAGGUAUAUUAUGUUAGGAAAAUCUUUGGAAAUUACAAUCUUUAUUACUUUUAAUGUAUAAUGCAUAUAUUUCUGUCAUUAUACAUCAUACAGAGUAAUCUUCAAAAUCAUUUUAAGCUGUGUCUCUUUGUUUUUCUUUUAACGUGGAUUGAUGUGGUUCGUCAAAUUAUAAAAUUAGUUUUGUUAUAAAA